UGAACAGGCGUCGUAACUCCCUCGUCUCGCAAGUAAUCCUGGUGUUAAAGCAGAGUGGUGGGGGUAAAACCUACUGUCUGCGUGGCUGCACGCAGACGUGAUAAGGAUGAGUGGGAAGAACGAGGUAUAAAAUGUGAAGGCUGGCCCGCUGGUGAAGGAAUAGUUUGCACGGCGAAUAAUAUUUCGUUGUGAGAAGCUGCGAUGCCAGAACAGGGAACGACAGAUGCUAAGAGGAAGGCGGGCAAUGAGUGCAUGGACUUCGAAGGUGCUAUCAACCAGGCAGGGCAUGGGAAAUUCCACUACUGUCUUCUUCUGGGAUGUGCCUUGUGCUUAGUGUCCACGGUAUGCGAGAUUUAUGGGACGGCAUAUCUUCUACCAGCGGCGCAGUGCGACUUCAACAUGACAGCACAGCAGAAAGGUCUUUUGGGAUCCAUUGCACUCAUAGGUGUGAUAUGCAGCUCGCAGCUCUGGGGUUACCUGGCGGACAGUCUCGGACGAAAGAAAAUAAUAGUUUUCACUCUGGCGAUGGACGCUGUGUGCGGUAUUGCCUCCAGCCUGGCUCCAGACUUCUACUCAUUCCUCAUCGUGCGCUUCUUUGGUGGAUUCUUUAUCUGCGGUGCAGCCACGGUGGUAUACGUCUACAUCGGAGAAUUCCACGCGGAAGCUAACAGAGCGAAAUUUAUCAUUCUACUCAGUGUUGUGGUUUCCUUGUCAAGCAUCUUCCAGCCAGGUGAGAAGAUGUACCGCCCAGAAAGUCAGAUCAGUCCAGUAGGAGUUGUUAGACGCAACAAUCAUGCCGAAAUUCAAAGAAGAACUACCAAUAGGGGAUCGUGGAGUGGAGUUACAAUGAAAAUUGCUGUAGAACAUGUGUUGAGUGGUAAAAUGAGUGUACGAGUUGCAGCAACAUAUUUUAAUGUUCCAAAAAGUUCUGUUCGAUACACUCAGCCUACACAACAGAACCCUGUUUUGUUACUGUUAGAUGGACAUUCUAGCCACAAGAACCUUGCUGUGCUAUGUUAUGCUAGUGAACAUAAUGUCCACAUGAUAAGCACUCCUCCUCACACUACUCACAAACUCCAACUAUUGGACAGAACUUUAAUGAAGCCAUUCAAGAAUGCUUAUGCUGAAAGUUGUGCUCUGUGGAUGCGACAAAAUGCUGGUCUAAGAAUAAAAGAAAAUGAAAUAGCAGGACUGGUUUCAAGUGCAUAUAGGAAGUAUUGUCAUCUUGAUAUUGCAAGCAAUGGGUUUUCUUGCACAGACAUCUAUCAUUUUAACCCUGGAGUUUUCUCUGACCUAGAUUUUAUUCCAUCACUUCUGACAGAAAUUCCUGAAGCACAUGAAGUCGAAAAUACAAGAGCUCCUAGCAAUGAUCCUGUUACUGCUACACAACCAUCUUGCAGUUCAAUCUCUAAUCAGGCAACAGAAACACAUAGUCCUAUUCCAAUGACAGAAACCUCUGAUGAUCCUGUGAAAUCACCCAGAUCAAUCACUUCUAGGCCGAAUGUUGAAGACAACAACCAUCCCUCAACAUCAACGAAUGUUACAAAUGUUUUGAAAACUUUGUCACCUCUUCCAGACGCCAACAAAAGAAGAAGUUCAUGUAGGAAACGAAUAGCUCAGCGAAGUGAAAUUCUAACUUCAAGCCCUUACAAAGAAGCUGUGGUGCUUAAGACACGACCAAAAACCAAAAAAUAUUCUACGAAGAAAACCUAGCAAACUGUCACUUACUGUGGAACAGUCCAAGUCGAAACAGUGUCGGAAGAAAUUGUCAAGGAAAAAAUCUUUACCAGUAACGAAGACAAUGUGCAUAAUCUGCUGUGAAAGUUUUGAAUAAAACUGGAUUCAAUGUUGUACAUGUAAGGGAUGGGCACAUGAGGAAUGUGCUGGAGUUGAUCCUGAUGAUGUAUCCUUUUACUGUGAUUUGUGCUUAAUGAAGAAAUGAUGUGUCCGGGGCUACCCGACGUGUAUCGUUUCUGUGCAACAACAUAAGCACCAUUGUAAUCAUCAUUUUCGUUCAUUAGAAGAUUGUAUGUGUUUGUAUUGGCAAUGUAUGCACAUAUAGUGUUUCAAGCGUAAAACUGACAGAUUAACUUUUUAAAUAUAUAUGAAAUUUUUUCAGAUGUAUGUAAUUAUGCUUAAGUGUCCGGGACUACCCACCUCUCCCUUAAAGAAACAAUCGAAUCUGUUCAAAUUGUUUGUAAAUCUUAUAAAAGUUAUCUAAAACUUUUGUCGAAAACAAUUUUUGAUAAUAUGAGCCAUUACUGCAUGGAGCUGAGAAAAAAAAAUACAAGGGUAGAAUUUUAAAAAUAUCCACAACUAGCUGACUCG
Messenger RNA from Bacillus rossius redtenbacheri, 2328 nucleotides. Its product is annotated as synaptic vesicle glycoprotein 2A-like. Gene Ontology annotation, biological process: transmembrane transport. The transcript is spliced from 6 exons. The record is from RefSeq and is a predicted model, not a curated record. Lineage: Eukaryota; Metazoa; Arthropoda; Insecta; Phasmatodea; Bacillidae. Gene Ontology annotation, cellular component: membrane. The coding region runs from base 202 to 1713 and encodes 503 amino acids. Gene Ontology annotation, molecular function: DNA binding; transmembrane transporter activity.